Molecule: messenger RNA, 3463 nt
Organism: Hypomesus transpacificus
Lineage: Eukaryota; Metazoa; Chordata; Actinopteri; Osmeriformes; Osmeridae
Gene: gpm6bb
Product: glycoprotein M6Bb
Exons: 7
Coding region: 16-867 (283 amino acids)
Biological process (GO): central nervous system myelination; axon development
Cellular component (GO): myelin sheath; plasma membrane
Molecular function (GO): structural constituent of myelin sheath
Source: RefSeq, a predicted model, not a curated record
UGGCUCAAAACCACCAUGGAAACUACAUCAGAAGAGAACCAAGGGCAGAGCCAAGACAAAAAAGGUUGCUUCGAGUGCUGCAUCAAGUGUUUGGGCGGGGUCCCUUAUGCAUCUCUGGUGGCCACCAUCCUGUGCUUCUCUGGGGUGGCCCUGUUCUGUGGCUGUGGACAUGUGGCCCUUACAGGCACCAUCACCAUCCUGGAGAACCACUUCUCCAAGGUCACCAGUGAUCACGCCAUGCUGACCGACAUAGUGCAGCUGAUGCAGUAUGUCAUCUAUGGCAUCGCCUCCUUCUUCUUCCUGUAUGGGAUUAUACUGCUCGCUGAGGGCUUUUACACCACCAGCGCGGUCAAGGAGCUGCACAGCGAGUUCAAGACCACUAUCUGUGGGCGCUGCAUCAGUGGCUUGUUUGUGUUCCUGACUUACAUCCUGGGCGUGGCCUGGCUGGGCGUGUUCGGCUUCUCUGCCGUGCCUGUGUUCCUGUUCUACAACAUGUGGUCCACCUGCGCAGCCAUGAAGUCCCCCAUGGCCAACCUCACCAACCUGGACUCCAUCUGCGUUGACGUCCGGCAGUACGGAAUUAUCCCAUGGAACGCUACGCCAGGCAAAGCUUGCGGGUCCACACUAGGAGACAUUUGCAACACUAGCGAGUUCUACUUGUCUUACCACCUGUACAUUGUAGCGUGUGCUGGAGCUGGGGCCACCGUCAUUGCUCUGAUCCACUUCCUCAUGAUUCUGUCAGCAAACUGGGCCUACCUAAAGGACGCCAGUCAUAUGCAUGCCUACCAAGACAUCAAAAUGAAGGAAGAGCAGGAGCUGCAGGACAUCCAGUCACGCUCAAAGGAAUGCCUCAAUUCCUACACAUAAGGAUGACCCCCCCCCAGCCCCCCCACACACACACACACACACACAUGCAGCCGUCCCUCACACAGAAAUACUGCUCAUACAAUGACAUACACACACACACACACACACACACACACUCACACAUACAGGCACACUUACAUGUACCUUACAUGCAGGUUAGCUACUGGCUUCCCUGCUGGACCAAGAGAAAAUUCAGCUUCAAUAACCUGCCAACUGCUCUCAUUUAGUGCAGUACUAACAAUGCUCGUAACCAACUAACUCGUCAGUGUUGCUUUCUGCUCUAACUCAGCCUGAUGUGUGUUGGUACCGUUGAUUUCUGUUUGAUAUUUGAUAUACUUUUGUUCCUAUUUUUCUAAUUCUCAAAAAGAAUGUUUUUUUCUUGAUAGGCUAUUCUCUUUUCAUGUCUAAUUUUUCUUUCAAUAGCCCUAUGACCACAGCCAGUCUUUGUUGGUGAAGCUUAAAACAGUGCACUACACAACAAUUUUAAACAAGAAGGAAACUGGUUAGCAAAAUGUGUUUUAGACUGUGGUGUUGUUAAUAUAGACCUUAUGUGGGAAGUUUAACAGAGAACAUCAUGUUUUGUUCAUGAUAAAAAUAAACUUUUGUCAUCCUUUUUAGCACAGCAUGACACGCCUUAUAAAGCCACAAACAGUAUAGAGUGCAUUUUAGACAUUUUGCUAUUCCUCAAAUAAAGAUUUGUUAGGUUUAAAAAUAUGGUCUUCCUGUAUCAGUGUUGACAUUGAAUUGAACAAGGUGCCCAUUAGUUAGAUGUGACCCUAAGCACAAACCUCCAAGCAUGAAAAAAGCUGCAAGAGACAAGCGCCCUGAAUGAGAACUACCUCAGGUGUACAACAGGGAUGGAACAUUCUUUACUUGAGAUGACCACUUGCCCAUUUCAGUGGGCGAGUAAAACUGUGGUGGUUUGAAUGGUUAAUUUAGUUUUUUUUGUAUUCCUGGAAUUCCAAGUACACUUCUUAAGAACAUUGGUGUGAAGGUUACUGUCACAAGACUGGGGGGAAUGACAGGCGAGAGUCUUAAAAAUCUACUAUUCAACUGACACAAGUAGUAUUUCUUCUUGAUAUGGAUACCAGGGGCGUAGCCUGAAUAUUUUUGGGGGGUUGGCUUUGAAAAGUAUGGAUAGGCAUCUUUUUAGAUUUUUACUUUGCGAUGUACUCCCGCUGCAUCAUUCUUCAUAUAUAUUUUCGUUUUUGGGUGGGCCUUAGAACAAAUUGGAUAGGCCUGUGCCUACCCAGGCCUACCCGUGGCUAUGCCUCUGAUGGAUACUGUAAGUGGAGAGCACAGAGAAUAACACUAGAACUGUAGAACAGUGGGAUUUCACUACACCUCCAGAUUAAUACUUUAAUCUGAUUAAGAUUAAUGUCAUUGGGAGAUGAAAAACGAUAUUACAAAACAUUACUUCAUGAGAGUAACUACUGUUGAGAGUCUAGGACAGGUGAGGUUUGUUUAUUCUACAUUUAUUAUGAGGUAGAGAAAUUAAUAAUGCUUGCUAAGUGUAGAGUAUUAUCUUCCUCAAUACAUUCCAAAUUCCUGUUGGUAACUCAAAGUGUCUCUCCCUAUACCUGCAAAACACAAUAUGCUUACAUUUAAGUUUGUUUUAAAUUGUGAUAUAUAAAAAUGUUUUUUUUAAGAUGAAUUGAUUUUGAUUUACUGUGCUUUGCUACCGCGGAGGACCUUAUAAUUCAGACCGUGACAUUUGUGUGAAUGUUAACUGCUCCUUAUUCAGACUGAGCUCUGAUGUAGUGCUAGUCUGGAUGUAGAGCUACAACAUAGUGCUUGAGUGUACUGUACAAUGUAAAGAUGUUACAAGUCAGGAAUUGUUUUUGUUCAACUUUUUUUUUUAAGAUAUAACCACUUAAAUUGUUUUUAAAUCUUGAAUUGCAUUUCAGCAAUGUUCUUGAUGUGCAAUUGUUAAUACUGAUCUUAUUACUGAUGUAAUCUUUUUGUUUGUUUGUUAGGUAGAGGAUACUUACAGGGAUAUCUUGAUGUUAAUUCAUUAUUGCAUGAAGGAGACAACAGUUUAUGCAGUGAUACAGUUGAUGUGUAGUCAUUUGUACUGACAACUAUGGUAGGCAGUGUUUGCCCUUUUCAUUUUUUAUUUUCUAAUAGAAAAACUAAUUAAUCCAUUGUCUCUCUAUGGCAUAGUAGUUCUAGGUGUUUCCUAGUUUCCUUUUUUCCAAGUCAAAAGUAUAUGAACCCUAUAUAGUAUUUUCUAACCUUAUAGCGUACAUUUUCGAUGAGUGUCAAGGGCUUCCUCGUAAAUUUAUUUCUGGUGAUGCUUUCUUCCUUCACUGAUCCUGUAAAUGAAUAUUUUUUUGUCAAAACACCACCAACAUUUGAUUGGAAAUGGCAAUCUGAAUGAUGUAAGAUUCAGCCAAAGGUUUCUAGGCAACUACAUGUCUUUAUUGCCAAUGUCUUGUUAACAGAUAUCUCUGAGAUAUUGUACAGCAGAGCUUCCGAAUGCAAGGGUAUACAGUGGCCUACAGGAAGAUGAUGUAACUUGAAUGACAUCACUGCGUCUCAGUGCUUCCUGUGUAUAGUACCAAAAAGAAAAUAAUCAAAAUGGCUACCUAUCAAU